Molecule: messenger RNA, 1662 nt
Organism: Bradysia coprophila
Lineage: Eukaryota; Metazoa; Arthropoda; Insecta; Diptera; Sciaridae
Product: peptide transporter family 1-like
Biological process (GO): transmembrane transport; oligopeptide transport
Cellular component (GO): membrane
Molecular function (GO): transmembrane transporter activity
Source: RefSeq, a predicted model, not a curated record
CAUAUUAACCUGCCACUAAUUAAAAGGUGAUCCAUUCUGGUGUGUUUUGCGUAUAUUCAACUGAAAAAUUCUAAAUUCAUAGAAAAACAGCGCACUUUAUUCUCUGAAUUCGAUUGGAAUGGUUGUUCAUGAUGUUGCUGAAAAUGGUGGCAAUGAAGUGGCCCAAAAUAUUGACUCAAUCCGAGUUAUUCCAUAUCCGAAACGAGUGUUUUUGAUAAUUGGCAACAAAUUUUGUGAACGAUGGAGUUUCUGGGGACUGAACACCAUUUUAGUGCUUUAUUUGAAAAAUGAAUUGGGUUACACCGAGAAUGUGACAACGGCUUUAUAUCAUGGAUUCUUGACUACGGUCUAUUUUAUGUGUAUUUUUGGUGGCCUUUUGUCCGAUGUAUGGUGGGGUAAAUUCAAAACCAUACUCAAUUUGUCGAUUAUGUAUUUUGUGGGCUUCGUAAUUAUGUCGUUUAGUUCAGCAUCGAUUCUCAAUAUUUCACCGCAUGUUUUAUCAAUAGUUGGUUUAAUUGUUAUAGCGGUCUGUGCUGGUGGUGUUCAACCAUGUCUAUCGGCUUUCGGAGCCGAUCAAUUCAAAUCGCCAGAACAAGAACCGCAAAUUGUCAGAUACUUUUCUUUAUUCUACUUUGCCAUGAGUCUGGGAACUGUGCUAACGAUUAUAAUUUCGCCUUUGUUAAAAGAAAAUGUUCAGUGCUUCGGACAUGAUGAUUGUUUUCCGUUGUCUUUUGGAGUUUCAGCUAUUUCUAUGCUGAUUUCUAUUGUUAUUUUCGUUUCGGGAAAAUCGUCGUACACAUGCAAGAGAUCGUCAUCGGAAAAUACAGUAAUUGAUGUCUUCCUGUGCAUUUGGAAUGCAUUUUUGACGAAAUUCCGUGAUGGUCACGCCAAGCCGUGCAAAAAUCUAUUGGAUUAUUCAAUCGACAAAUACGGUCAUCAAUUGGUUGAAGACACCCGAAUACUGUUACGAAUAUUUGCACUUUAUGUGCCAUUGCCAUUCUUUUGGGCAUUGUACGAUCAGCAAACUUCCCGUUGGAUAUUGCAAGCCAGUAAAAUGAAUGGAGACAUUGGAUUUUUUGUGGUCCUUCCUGAUCAAGUACCACUAUUACCACCACUUUUACUUCUCGUCUUCAUUCCACUAUUCGAUACGGCUAUCUACCCGCUAUUAAGCAAAAUUGGCAUUCGACGGCCAUUACAGAGAAUGGUGUUAGGCGGUUUAGCGUCUGCAUUAGCAUUCUUAUGCUCAGCAUUAGUACAAUUUCAAAUUGAUCGAUCACCUGAGAAAACAGUGACUAUGUUAUGGCUUGUGCCACAAUAUGUGUCAUUAACAGUUGCCGAAGUGAUGCUAGCGAUAACAGGCUAUUCAUUUUCGUAUGAACAAGCACCAACAAACAUGAAAUCUGUUGUACAAGCAAUUUGGUUAUCAACUAGAGCAUUCGGUGACUUGAUUCUAAUUUUUAUUACCGGAGCCACCUUUUUUCAAUCACUUGCCUACGAGUUUUUAAUGUUGUCUGUUAUCAUGGCAGUUGAUAUGAUUGUUUUCACAGGUCUUGCUUAUAACUAUAAGUCUAAUUCAAAUCUAAAAUAAAUAAAUUUCGAAAAAAUCAUAACAAUUUGUUUAACUUAUUGAAAAACAUUGCGAAAUACACGUUUCAUCAAAUG